Messenger RNA from Acanthosepion pharaonis, 630 nucleotides. The record is from the annotation of a GenBank genome assembly. NCBI's taxonomy places the organism in Eukaryota, Metazoa, Mollusca, Cephalopoda, Sepiida, Sepiidae.
AUGUCUUUCUUUCUUACUUACUUAUUACUUACUUUCGUUAUUUCUUUCUUUCUUUUUCCCUUCCUUCUUUCUUUCGUUCUUUCUUUCUUUUUUCUUUCUUUCUUUUUUUCUUUCUUUCUUUCUUUCUUCUUCUUCAAUAAUCCUAUUUUCUAUUUUCUUUUUGCGUUUUCGCCAUUAAUUUUCCCUCUUUUGCCCGUUUUUUCUUUUAUUAUAAAUUCCUUUUUCUUUUCUCGUUCUUUCUUUCUACUUUUCUUUUUGGUUUGUCGUUCUUUCUUGCUUCCAAUUUUCACUUUUCUUUCAUUUUCUUCCGCUUUCUUUUUUCUUUCUUUUUCAUUCCUUUUCCUUCUUUCAAUCCUUCGUUUUUUCGUUCUUUUUCAAUCCUUCUCUUUCUUUCAAUCCUUCGUUUUUUCAAUCCUUCUCUAUCUUUUUAAUCCCACGUUCUUUCUUCCUUUUUCAAUCCUUCUCCUACUUUUAGUGCUGUUUUUCUUUAUUUUUCAAUACAUCUCAUUCGUUCAAUUCUUUGUUUUUUUCAUUCUUUUCCCAUUCUUUUCCUUCUAUCAAUCAUUCGUUUUUCUUAAUUUUUCAAACCUUUUCCUUUUUUCAAUCCUUCGCUUUUUCAUUCGUUUUUAA